UCCAAAACGUCAGUCGUCAACCGUUGCAUGACCCUGAAAUGUGUGUUUAUCACGCCGAACCAGCUUAUGAGCAGAUCCGUUUAAUGUCAGGGACGAAACCGACACUCGGCAGCGCCCCUUUUGGUCUCUCCAACACGGCUGCGGCCCGGGCCCGGGCCCCAGUCCGCGGUCCAGAGUUUGUUAAGCGGGCCGCCGAGGACUGAAGCGCCCGCGGUGCGUGUGGUGACCAGCCCGCCCCUCUCUGCCACAUCUACGGCGUCUAUCAUGGGAGACAGCAGAGAUUCCCGCAGUCCAGACAGUUCGUCUGUGUCCUCCCCUCCAUCAGGUCAGCGCUCCCCGCCGCUAGCACCUUCAGCUGCAGCCUCCAUGACCUCCCUCCCUCCAAUCACCACCUCUGGCGUCAACAGCCCCAUCAGUAGCAUCGGCUCCCCCUUCUCCGUCAUCAGCUCUUCCCUGGGCUCCCCCUGCCUCCCCGGCACGCCCUCUGUUGGCUAUGGCCCCAUCAGCAGUCCGCAGAUCAAUUCGACAGUGUCCAUGUCGGGGCUCCAUGCGGUGAGCAGCUCAGACGACGUGAAGCCCCCGUUUGGCCUGAAGCAGCUGUCGUCCCACAACGCUGGGCCGAUGCUCUCCCAGAAACGCCUCUGCUCGAUCUGUGGUGACAGAUCCUCUGGUAAGCACUACGGCGUGUACAGCUGCGAGGGCUGUAAGGGUUUUUUCAAGCGGACAGUCCGCAAGGACCUGAGCUACACGUGCCGCGACAACAAGGACUGCCUGGUGGACAAGAGACAGAGGAACCGCUGUCAGUACUGUCGUUACCAGAAGUGCCUGGCCAUGGGCAUGAAGAGAGAAGUGGUCCAAGAUGAGCGGCAGAGAUCUGUACAGGAGGAGCGUCAGAGGAACAAAGAGCGGGAUGGGGAGGUGGAGUCGACUAGCGCGGUGAAUGAGGAGAUGCCAGUGGAGAAGAUCCUGGAGGCGGAGAUGGCCGUGGAGCAGAAGACUGAGCUCCAUGCCGACGGGACCUCCGGUGGCAGCUCUCCCAACGAUCCAGUCACCAACAUCUGUCAGGCAGCUGACAAGCAGCUCUUCACCCUUGUGGAGUGGGCAAAGAGGAUUCCUCACUUCUCCGAACUGGCUCUCGAUGACCAGGUCAUCCUGUUACGUGCUGGCUGGAACGAACUCCUGAUUGCCUCAUUCUCCCAUCGCUCCAUCUCGGUCAAGGACGGGAUUCUGCUGGCCACCGGUCUUCAUGUUCACAGGAACAGUGCGCACAGUGCCGGUGUGGGAGCUAUCUUUGACAGGGAGAGUGCGCACAAUGCAGAGGUUGGGGCCAUAUUUGACAGGGUUCUGACAGAGCUGGUCAGCAAGAUGAGAGACAUGCAGAUGGACAAGACAGAGCUGGGUUGCCUGAGAGCCAUCAUCCUAUUCAACCCAGAUGCCAAGGGCCUGUCCAGCCCCAGUGAGGUGGAGCUUCUUCGGGAGAGGGUGUACGCCUCACUGGAGGCCUACUGCAAACAAAGAUACCCCGACCAGCAGGGCAGGUUUGCUAAGCUCCUGCUCCGGCUCCCAGCCCUGCGCUCCAUUGGUCUAAAGUGCCUGGAGCACCUGUUCUUCUUCAAGCUGAUUGGUGACACACCUAUUGACACCUUCCUGAUGGAGAUGCUGGAGGCGCCCCACCAGCUCACCUAGAGGAGAGUGGCACAGUCUGGUCCAGUCGGGAUCCGAUGCACACCAGGAUUUCCAACACGUCGAGCCCGUGUUGGCUCCUAUACCAGGGCCUCACCUUCUGCAGGGCCUGCUGGUUCUGAUGUCCCAGCUCUCACACUUAUACACACAAACACAAAUAUAAACACACUCACACUCACGUAUAUUGCUUAUCUUUUAAGCCCCUCAUAUACGCAAGUUAUUUGCACACAGAUGUUAUUUCUCUCACAGAAACACACACAAGCACACACUCAAUACAGCUGAGCUCAUGAUCCAGCUCUUGAAAGACCAUACGCUGUCUGAUGAAAACACACACACACACACACUUGCUUUACCAAUACUCGAGUUUUCCACCACAGGGGUUAAAAAUCGUGGAAAUAUUUUCCCCUUUUAAUCACACAAAAUACAGUAAAUGUCUUAAGUUUAUUUCAAGUUAGCUUUUAGCUUCCACACUUUCAUCUCAGAGUGUUGUUGUUUGUUUGUUUUUGGUUUUUUUUGCUUCUGCGAUAUCUACAAGAACUCCCCUGUGUGUGUUACUUGGGGUUUUUGGGGUCACGCCGCUUGCUUCAUGUCUGUUGUAGUGUAGAAGUCACCGGUUAGCCAGUUAGCUGUUCGUGUUUGGUUUUAGUUCACAAUCAGGUGUCUGGCAUUUCAGUCAACCGUUUCAGCUGUCGGGACAACGUUCUGAUUGGUUAAGAGCUGUCCGAUGAAGGACAUGAAGACACACCCUCUCGAUGAGUUCACCCAGUUCCAUAAACGUUCGAAUAUUUUACGCUUUUUUUUUAUAUUCAUGCUGAAACUUGUUUUGAGUUUCUUUUUUGAAGUACUGUACUCAUGAAAUGAGAGCUUUUUUCCCAAGGCAUUGAAAACCAGGAAAUGCGGGUGCGGAGUGCUCUGCUCCUCCCGCCUCACCCUGACGCACACAGUGGGCUUUGUAAGAAAAGAGGAUUGACUUGAAUUGUAUUGUGUUUUUUUUUUCAAUGUAUUUUGUCAAUUGGCCGGCGCAAGUGCGAAAUGGCUGAGGUUCUGCACAGCUAGGGGCUCACAGGAAGUUCAGCUUCAUGCCAGACAAAAUAGUAUUUGUUCCUUUUAAAUUCAUCCCCCCACGCCUAUCAUUGCCGGUGGUCAUGUAUGCACUUUGUGAGUUGUUAUUGUGUAAAUUUCCCCAUUGGUUAGAGAAAUGACCCUCUCUGAGACAGCUAGGGUGACCUUUAAGGUACUGCGUGUAGGGUUUUCUGAUUAAUGUGUGUCACUGUUAGACUUAGGGCAAGAGGUCAUUCUGGUGCUUGUAAAAGGUUGGGCUCUUGCAGACAAUAACCAGGGUGGGCAGUCACCACUGUCUGUCAUAAGGUCCUGGACCAGGCUUGCUGUGUUGUCCCUGGGAUUUACCUUACCUGUUACCUUGCUGUUACCUGAGCCCCCUCAGACUGACAGAUUAGAAUUUAAUUUUACUGACCCCAUAUUGCCAAACCCUGAAAAGCAAAACCUAAGGUGAGAUGGAAACAGCAGUCUGCUGAGGCAGUAGAUGGUCUCCGACGCUGACAAACACUAUCAUCUGGGUAGAAACACAGCGUUUUGAGGCUGUGCUUAAUGAAAGAAACUGAACUGGCUGCUAUAUGGUUGAGUGUGGCUGGUGAAAUUUGGUGUGUAUUGGAAGUAUUAGUCAACUUUCACCAGAAUUUGGUGAUUAUUUAGAUUGAGGCCAUUUCCCCACUACCAACUCCAUGGCUGUGAGAAGCCACUCUUCAGAAGUGCCCUCGAGAAAUAUGCUGGCUCCAUGCCGGUUCCAGGGGCACUGCUCAGAACCAUUUGAGCUUAACCUCUGACCUCUCUGCAUAGUUAAGAGGGCUGGGUUAAAGGAAGACUUAAUAGAUGAGUAGAGCAUCACAAACGUCUGUUCCAGUGGCCUAAUCUUUUCCUAGAGGGGAAUAGCAUCUGCACCAACUAAAAUGAGUACGAAAAACAAUGCCAACCAGGGCUGCAAAACGAAUCCUUUACAAGUGUAUGUUGUGAUUUCUGUCUCGGUAAUUUAGACUUGUCAAAUAAUAGCAUCUCUGCAAUAUUGGAACCUUGAACUAUAGUCUUUACUGUAGUUAAAAGUAGUGGAGAUGCUGAUAUGUUGCCAAAAAUCUCAUGAAAUAAUUUUGUUCCUAAAAAUCUUCAAGCCUAAUAAGCUUGAUUAAUAUCCUGAUGGCAGACUCUAGAAAAAUAAUUUGGAUUAUAGUCUUUAACUAUAUUUGUGCAACCCUCCUGCCAGUGGCCACCCACAGUAAAGGUUAUGGCUUCAAAGUGUCCUCCUGACCGAUUGCACAUCGUCAGCCUUUACGCCGCUCAUUAGCAGUGGAUCAUUGUUAAAACCCUACAAAGCACCUGUUGUUCCCUGUGGAGCUAUGGAGUGGAUUGCUGAAAAUUAGUGGAAAUCCUACACGUACUACCUGCUCCCAGCAGUACACUUACUUGGUGUUUGUUGGCUCAGUGUCAAAAACUGAGCGAAUGCAUUUUGGAGCAACGUAAAUAACACAACAACAACACUUUUUCAGGGGUCAUGCAGAAAGACAUGGCAGGUGUUGUGCUUAGUGAUGGUGUGACACGGUCGCACUCUAUGCAGCCGAUGGUAGAAUUUGCCUGUCCACAAAUUCAUAUAUAGCAGCAAACUUAUGCAAUGGCAUCAGGUAGUACGCGAGUACCUCUAUGUGCACAAUAUGUGGAGGAGAAGAAAAAAUAUAGAUCUAUUUUUGGUUGUUUCAAUGAGUUUGAAAGCCCCAUUUAGUUUUGUCAAGUCAAAAAUUGGAUUUGUGUCUUGCAUGGUAGUGGCAUCAUGGAAUAGUCAUCGAGCCCGGGGGCCAGAUCACACCUUCGUCUUCUCUUUCGGGCCACUUUCUACCAAUACUUCCUGUCCGUCGUGAGUAUGUGAUUGGGAGGAUACAGCGAUGACAGCCAGUUGUUUACUGUGCUAGGACAGCGUACACAGUGAAACUAGUCAGAUGCAGCUACAACACGACGUGGACAUUUGAAGGAGCUGUGUGUAAUUUCUACCUCCGUCAUUCAGUGAUGUGAGUAACAACUACAAAUUCAAAUAGAAAAGCAAGAGAUGCACAGCUCGUUUGCCAAAAUAUACAAUUUUCAGGCCUCUUCAGUAGACGCAGCAGUGAUGGCAGUAUAGUUUGCUGAGGACUGCGAGUACACGAGCAGAGUCCUUUUGGGGUCAUGGGGCAGGCAGGAGGUCGCAGGGCUUCAAAUAGCCUUAAAAAGCUGGCCUGGAUCCUGUGUUGUUGAAUGUGAAAAUCUGGGGUGUGUGUGGGGUUUGAUGUGGUGGAUUAAGUCCUGUUAGGGGGGUGAGUUAACUGUGUUCAAUCACGACCCCUCAGCAGUCCCUACUGAUAUAUAGUGGCCAUCAUUUUUUGGCAGUGAAGUAUUUGGGGAUGUAUAUCUAGGGUUUUGUAUUAGUCACCCCUUUUAAUGGGAACUAGAGACAUUGAACUUUUUGAAGUAUCGUUCUAGUGGACAGAGGUAGGACUGUCCUCUGCCAGGUGCUACAUUACUACUGUGGUCUUUUAGCUAAAGACUUGCACAUUUUCAACCAAUGCAAACACACAGCCGAAAGUAUGCAAGUACAUGGACACAUCACACUUCUGUCUUUUCAUUUAUUGAACCUGAGGUACUUUUUUCUUUGAUUUUUUUUUUCUUUAACCCUCAAAUGUAAUUGUAGGCAGUAGUGAUGGUAAUUCAUACUAGCUGCCAGCCCAACACUUGCACGUUUUGGUCAUGACUGGUUGGUUUGUUGACCUGCACUAAAUGCAGCAGCAUUUUGCAAGCCAGGCACUUUUCCAUUCUGAAAAUGCAGUUUGGCUGCAGAAACAAAGUGGGAAAAGUGUAGUUGAAGUUAAUUUUGGAAUUCACCAGCAGCUAUGGCUGGUGGGUUGGGAGGUCUGGCUCUCUGUCUUGCAGGCAGGGCCUGUAUUUUUCUCCCAGAGGAUCGGUCGUUGGCCUUCCCCUCAUGUGAUGGGGACUCGGAGGCCGGUAGGAUACCUGUGUAACAGGUGGCCCUUACUCACAGCCCGUGGCGUGUUACCAAGAGUUGCCCCCCAUGUGUUUGCAUGCAGGUAGGUUUGUCUAGAAGUGAAGGCGGCUCCAGAAGUUAGCCCGGCAUCAUUUUUGUUUGUCACCGCCGAAUCAAGGGCCUGAUGAUGAACAGUCACCACACAGAAAUAUUGAGCUGGUGCUAACCGUAGGCAUGCUGCUGCAGAAAAUAGGGUGCCACUAGCUUUGAUGGCGACAUUCACCCGCAGCCGCCACCGUUAUUGGCACAUGGACAAAUAGCACUGUGACGCAACCAAAUCUGGACACAGGUUCUGCUUUGGUGCUGAAGGAUUGGAAAGCAUGUGCACAAGGGACGGCUCCAAUUCCUGCUGUUUCUUCUUUCUUUUGUCAUUGAAGCAUUUGGAACAGAAUUCAGUUUACUUCUAGAAGAAAUUCAAGGCUGUGGGAAGAAAACCACGCGUGCAACUCACAAAGGAUGAUCCAACAGUUUUAUUGCCCCCCCCCCCUUGUGAAUAAUUGUGUCAUGUGUAAUGUCUGGCUAUUUUCGUUUGUUUCCUUGUUAGUUUUGGGGGUUCUGGAGAGAAUUUACUUCUUCUUUAGACCUUCCUCUGUGAAAUGUGAAAGCCUGCCGCCACCCAGUCGUGUUCAUCACCAGGGAUGGGCGCGAGUACGUCACUCGUUGAGUUUGCAGUGGGUUAUGAAGCGGUCACUCCAGCGCUGGCCAAGCUAAACGUUCACCCACAUCAAGUGUUUUUUCCAGACGCCCAGCUUUCCACAGCUCACCGAUGACAAUGAACUCGUGAUGCAUUUAACACGACAUGUCCUGCUGGGGGGAGUCGUUGUGGGUCAGCGGGGCAGGACGGGGUUAACAGUUGCGUGGUUUGGUUCACAACAUAAAGGCAUCACUUUAGCCCACUUGUGCAUCCGUAUUUACUCCUAAGCAGUCAGUUUUGUAGCGUGUCAUUCAUUAUUCUGCAGCAUAAGUCGUCAGGAUUCCCAUCCCGGCUCAUUAAAUAUGAUGUAUUUUUUGCUGUGCUGUUUCUUAAUCCUUGCUAAUUCACUUUGCUUUAAAAUGGAGUUAUUUAGAGUAAAACAUAGUGGAGAAAAACAAAGGCUUUACACGUUCUCUAUGCUAGGCUAAAACUAGGCUACGCUAACGUUAGCGGUUGCAGGCAAGUAGCAGUGGGGGGUUGGGGUUCUUAGUGUUCUAGGUUUCUAACGUGUUCGUGGUUGGUCAUCAUUGUUUGGUUGUGCUCAUUUGCAGCUCUGUGUAGGUAGUGUCUUCAGCGACGCCUGGUGUGUCUCCGGCCGGCCUCGCAGGCUCGGCCGCGCCGCACCGCGCUCCAGUAAGAGGUUUGUCCGGCAAAACAGGAGCAGGAUGUACAGACGCAUGGAGGCCAGGCAGGUUUAUAACCUGAUGCUUUAUCGUCAUAACCCAGCCGCCUCCUCCUCCUCCUCCUCCUUUUCCUCUCCUCGGCCUUCCCCGUCUCCCAUUUGUACACUGUUUUGCUGUGAAAUUGUACCUGUUAGUCGCCCAUGUUGUCUGACAGGUGCUGUGUAAACCGAUGGUUCUCAGACCAUCUGGAACGUUUGUGAGACUUUACAUGGGGAGGGGGUUGGGGGGAGCUGUAAGGCGGGGAUCUGGUGCAAGCGUGUCCCCUCUUCGCCUAAUCUUACUUGAUAGCAGAGCGGCGAAGAUCUCGGUCGCCGCGGGGGGCAGACGGGCGGGUCGGUGCCAUGCCGCCCAAAGGUGUGCGUGGUUGUGACCGUGUACGCUCGAGGCAGACGCAUGCUGUGACCUUCUUCAGGCUGCGCGGCAGUGUCGCGUCGCCAUCUUUGUUACUCUGUUGAACUCGUUCGCUUUCAUGUAGGUAAAACCAUUUGAAAGAGAACGCUGCGACUGAUAUUCUGAUCGUCGUUUGUGGAUUCGUGAACGAGCCCCUCUGGUUACUGAGCCUGCUUCACCAUCACAGAGGCUCAUGGCUCACUUUACACCACCACCACCACCAUCAUCAUCAUCAUCUUAUUUUGAUCACUGCCAAACUGGUGAGGAUGUGACUGUUGUUAGGGCGGGGCUGCUUCAUAGUAAGUAAACUUUAUUAUAAAGCGCCUUUCAAAGCAAGAGUUACGAGGUGCUGUACAAUGAAACCAUGAAAGAAAAUGGACACGAAAUAGAAAGUCAGAAACUGAGAAAGAGAAAAUUACGAUAUAAAGACAUUAAAACUGCACGAAAGGCAAACGCAGUACAAACCAAGUGCUCACGAAACAAGUGAAUUUUGAACAGCGUGAAACUCCACUGACUGCGUUUUGUUUUUUUUCUUUAGUCGCUCAGUUGUCAAGUAUGUUUGUAUUGUGCUGUGUACUAAGAGCGUGUACUAACACUGGCCUGUGUAGUGCAUACUAAAUAGGGGCCCUAAUAGGAAUUGAAUCACAGCUCAUGUGGAGGGGGUGGACUGGUCAUCGGAGAGGGAGAGAGGUGGACCAGUGAGGGGCCCUUCCCAGGUGCUCAGGCUGUGCAUUGGUGCUUUUUUUUCUGGGCCCCUGGCCCCGAGGUUGAGAUUUAUUUUUCAAGAGACUGGGCAAUUAAAUGAAUUGCAAAUAAGGAGUGGAUUGGAUUGGGCUAGUCCAGCCUUUGGUCUGUUGUUUUGGGAUCACAGUUUGGGACAGGACCCCCCUAUCCCCAUCCCCACUACAAACUGGUGUCUUCACUUUUUUAGAAUUAAGUGUGGCGGCAGUUGGACACCACCAGCCAAAAAUACAAGUAACUAGAGCGUCUCCCUUCAGGAUCAGAGAUGGAUUGUGGGGCUUUUCUUAAGCGGACACCAUGUUAGACCUGUAACGCAGAGGCCCCCAAACUCUGCAGGUGCGGCUCAGCGGCCAGGCCUCUCAGCAGUGUCUGAUUCUGUGGAGUGAACUUGAUGGGGCCUGGUGGAGCCCGCCCCUCGCUCUUCAGGCAGGGUGCUGUGGGACAGAUGAAGGUUGGAGGAGCUGUUGCGGGCUGGUCGGCGGGGUGGGGAUGGGACGGGGUUGCGGGCGGUGCUGUGGGUGUUGUGGGACAGAGAGCAGGGCAGGGACUUCACGGGACUUUGGAUCAGGUGUUAUCUUGUCAUUCAAGAAGAAGAAAAAAAAAACAGGAAAAACUAUUUUCAGUAGAUGUAGAAAUAUCCUUCGUUUACUCGUCACCUUAACACAAAGAUUCACACACUGCUUCUUUGUCUUGUGUUUCCUCCGUUUCCUCUCCUCCCACCGUUCUGUACGUCUUUAUUACCGAGUAUUAAACUAAUGCAACAACUGUUAUAUAUCAAAGCGGGAUCUUCCCUGUCACCCUUUUAUUUUAUUCUUCUUUUUUCCUUUCUUUCCUCUCUCGUGUCUGUUCUUCGUCCUGUUUGUAUCCUACUACUCCAGCACACACACGCGGAGCUGAAUGGCUUACUCUGUGCGCUUCGGGGAAAGAAGAGAAAAAAAAAUAUGAAUGAUGAUUUUUCUCUGUCAUUAAUUCUAAAUCUUGUUUCUGUUUGUUGUAUUAUGUCUGAGUAAAGGUUUUAAU
This is a messenger RNA of Lampris incognitus (smalleye Pacific opah), 9289 nucleotides long. RefSeq names its product retinoid x receptor, beta a (gene rxrba). Gene Ontology annotation, biological process: response to retinoic acid; anatomical structure development; positive regulation of transcription by RNA polymerase II. Gene Ontology annotation, molecular function: zinc ion binding; retinoic acid-responsive element binding; nuclear steroid receptor activity. The transcript is spliced from 13 exons. Gene Ontology annotation, cellular component: RNA polymerase II transcription regulator complex; nucleus. NCBI's taxonomy places the organism in Eukaryota, Metazoa, Chordata, Actinopteri, Lampriformes, Lampridae. The record is from RefSeq and is a predicted model, not a curated record. Bases 265 to 1686 code for a protein of 473 amino acids.